Anopheles nili is the source of this 1648-nucleotide messenger RNA. It is a transcript of the gene Uba5, whose product is annotated as ubiquitin-like modifier-activating enzyme 5. Gene Ontology annotation, molecular function: UFM1 activating enzyme activity. The record is from RefSeq and is a predicted model, not a curated record. The transcript is spliced from 2 exons. Bases 1 to 1209 code for a protein of 402 amino acids. NCBI's taxonomy places the organism in Eukaryota, Metazoa, Arthropoda, Insecta, Diptera, Culicidae. Gene Ontology annotation, cellular component: cytosol; cytoplasm. Gene Ontology annotation, biological process: protein ufmylation.
AUGGAUGCGAUGGAGGAUUUGAAGCAGAAAAUUGACCAGGCCAAGCGGAUGGCUUCUGAGCUUGCGUCGCGUGGCGGUGAAAGGGAAUUCACUGCCGGAAGGGAACGGAUCGAGAAGAUGUCGGCGGAGGUGGUCGAUUCGAAUCCCUACAGUCGGCUAAUGGCCCUACAGCGGAUGGGAAUCGUUAAGGACUACGAAAACAUUCGCAAGAAAUCCGUGGCAGUCGUGGGCGUUGGCGGAGUAGGCAGCGUAACAGCUGAUAUGCUGACACGAUGUGGCAUCGGUAAGCUGUUGCUUUUCGACUAUGACAAAGUUGAGCUGGCGAACAUGAAUCGACUCUUCUUCACGCCGGAUCAAGCGGGCUUAUCGAAGGUAGAGGCAGCCGCGAAAACGCUCAAUUUCAUCAACCCUGACGUGGCAAUCGUAACGCACAACUACAACAUCACCACGGUGGAUAACUUCGAUCGCUUUCUCGAAGCGAUCCGGACCGGAGGUGUAGAACAAGGCACUCCGGUGGAUCUGGUGCUCAGCUGCGUGGACAACUUUGAGGCUCGGAUGGCGAUCAACACGGCGUGUAACGAGCUGGCGCUGUACUGGUUCGAGUCUGGCGUGUCCGAGAAUGCCGUGUCGGGGCACAUACAGUUUAUCCGGCCAGGCGACACAGCAUGUUUCGCCUGUGCACCGCCUCUGGUGGUGGCGGAGAACAUCGACGAAAAAACACUGAAACGGGAAGGUGUCUGUGCGGCCAGUUUACCAACCACAAUGGGCAUAGUGGCCGGGAUGCUGGUGCAAAACACGCUCAAGUAUUUACUGCACUUCGGCACCGUAUCGGACUACCUUGGGUACAAUGCAAUGAUCGACUUCUUUCCCUCGAUGAGCCUGAAGCCGAACCCGACCUGUGAUGAUAAGAUGUGCGUACAGCGGCAGCAGGAGUUUCAAGCCCGGCCGGUUAGCGAACCUUCGAACGCCGUUGAGGCCGAGGAAGAAGGACCUCUGCACGAGGAUAAUUUUUAUGGGAUUGAGCUGGUGGCGGCCGACGAAGAUGCUCCAACGAGCGCUGGCAAAACGCCCGCCAAAUCAAGCGAAAUUGCAACGGGGCUGAAGCUGGCAUACGACGCACCAGUAGUAAGAGAUGACACCUCCACACAACUAUCAACCGACAACGAUGUCAGCCUCGAUCAACUAAUGGCGCAGAUGUCAUCAAUGUGAAGAUCCCGUUCGCAUGGGAUUUGAAAUAUGUAUUUGUCUUCUUAUUCUUAGAUUGCUCAACAACCAGUCAUGGUUAAGAGCUGCCUUGGUAAAGUGAAUUUUUCGAACGGCAUAACUAUUUUGGUAGCUCUUGUUGCAUUAUUGAAGCGCGCGUUGUUAUUAAAGUAUGACGCGAAGUCCGAAUUUCGGAAUGUCUCGGGUGAUAUGAUUUUGUUUUGCAAUCCACCAUGUGGUUUACGCUUGUAAUCUGGGAGUUUUUUUUCCAGCUAUUGGCUUCCGGGGAGAUAUAGCACUUAAAAACCCAGUGUUACAGUUAGACGGCAUGGCUGGCUACUGCUCCUAUUUUUACAUGUAAACAGAUAAAUCGCUUCGCUAUUGUUGAGCAAUCUGGAAGGGGCAUCAAUUAUCGCCGAUUUUCCUAAUAAUUACGUUCAUGAUC